AUGCUUGAGUUCAAGUCGUAUGACGAGAUCGACGUAGGCGAGAGUCCCAUCGUCGUUUUAGGAUGCGGCCAUUUCUUCACUGGCGAGACUCUUGAUGGAUUAGUUGGUAUGACCGAAGUCUACACCACAGACAAUGAAGGAGAGUUUAACGGCCUCGCGGAUGGACUGGCUAUGGUUGACAAGGUUCCAUUCUGUCCAGACUGCAAGCGUCCAAUUCGCCAGUUUGCCACGAGACGGUACAAUCGUGUCAUCAAUCGGGCCGUCUUGGACGAGACAUCGAAACGAUUCAUCACCAAGGGGCGCGAAGACCUCGAAGACCUCGAAAAGCGCCUAGCAGCGGUCGAAAAUACACUUGAUUCAACGCGGUUGAACUUGAACAGUAUCGCCGAGCCCGAGGCUAUUGACACCAUUCCCCAAAGAAGAUACUCCGACGCCUUCAUCCUCAGCAAAACUGCGAAGGCCCUUCAGCAUAGUAUGGAUGUGGCCCAUCAGCCUAUGAAGAAGCUCCUCGACGUCAUCCUCACACGACAACGUUCAGUCCACCCUGGUCCAUUAACUUCGCAGCUGAACAAACUGAGCCUCGCGCCUGGUCUUCCGGCUUUCGACAAGCGCAUCACGCUAGGCGCAUGGCUCGUGCAAAUCAAGGUACAGGAGAUCGCACUUCGUGACAUGUUCAGUGUCACAAGGGAUUCGGCCUUGAUCCCGACCCCCUGGGGAUCGCCCCAUCAACAUACCGUCUUGUUUCUGCGUGACUGCGAAGCACUUAUCGCACAGGCCCGUGAGGCUUUCCUGUCUCGGAUCGCAAUUGCUGCCAUUCUUUCUUUCGCCAAAGUCUCACAGCAACUAUCACCAAUACCUAGUUUUUCACUCCAACUUCUAUUCGUGCUGACAUUACCCAAUUAUAGGUUAGAAGCAUGGUAUUGCCAUACGCACCCCGGCAUCACGACGGAUACGGCUACCGAUCGACCUGACCGGGCGCUCUUCGUCCGCGAGCUGCUGACAACUGCCCUAGAGAUGUGCGACAAGUUACCCGUCGAGCAGACACUGGCACUACGGAAAUCCGUCGAGGCUAUCAUGCGACUCUACGAGGGUCCACGAUAUGAGAUCGUCACGCCUGAGGAGCUGGCCGCUAUCAAGACUGCUAUGUUUGCUAUCGGUGAGUGUGGUAUGCCCAUGGAGGUGGCACCGUGUCCGGAGUGCGGAGCCCCUGUUGGAGGCCGGUCGCAUCAACUUGUGGAGGGGGCGUCCCGAGCUACGAACAUGGAGUGA
Molecule: messenger RNA, 1269 nt
Organism: Anthostomella pinea
Lineage: Eukaryota; Fungi; Ascomycota; Sordariomycetes; Xylariales; Xylariaceae
Source: the annotation of a GenBank genome assembly